AAAGUCAGCGAGAAGGUCGGAGGAGCGGAAGGAACCAAACUCGAUGACGACUUCAAAGAAAUGGAAAAGAAGGUGGACAUCACCAGCAGAGCGGUUCUGGACAUCAUGACCAAAACCACUGAGUACCUUCAGCCCAACCCGGCGUCCAGAGCCAAGCUGAGUAUGAUCAACACCAUGUCCAAGAUCCGCGGGCAGGAGAAGGGACCCGGUUACCCGCAGGCCGAAACCAUCCUGGGCGACGCCAUGUUCAAGUUCGGACGAGAGUUAGGAGAAGAGUCGUGCUUUGGACUGGCGCUGAUGGAUGCCGGCGAGGCCAUGAAGGAGCUCGGGGAGGUGAAAGAUGCUCUGGACAUGGAAGUCAAACAGAACUUCAUCGAUCCUCUGCAGAACCUCCACGAUAAAGACGUGAAGGAGAUCCAGCAUCAUUUGAAGAAGAUGGAAGGCCGCCGCUUGGACUUCGACUACAAGAAGAAGCGGCAGGGGAAGGUCCAGGACGACGAGAUCAAACAGGCGCUGGAGAAGUUCGACGAGAGCAAAGACAUCGCAGAGCAGAGCAUGUUCAACCUGCUGGAGAGCGACAUAGAACAGGUGAGCCAGCUGGCAGCACUGGUCCAGGCCCAGUUGGAGUACCACAGCCGUUCCUCUGAAAUCCUCCAACAGCUCUCCAGCAAGAUGGAGGACAGGAUAAAAGAAGUGUCCAGUAAACCCAGGAAGGAGUACACCCCCAAACCCAGAAUGACCCUGGAGCUUCUGCCCCCCAACGAGAGCCACAAUGGGGGGAUCCACUCAGCCAAAUCCCCCGGAAGAUCACCAGCACCGAUGGACCAGCCAUGCUGUCGAGCGCUCUACGACUUUGAGCCGGAGAACGAAGGCGAGCUUGGCUUCAAAGAGGGUGACGUCAUCACCCUGACCAAUCAGAUUGACGAAAACUGGUACGAGGGCAUGAUCAACGGCCAGUCGGGCUUCUUUCCCAUCAACUACGUGGAUAUCUUGGUGCCGCUCCCGCAUUAGUGUCCGUCAGCGGCCCGAUUCUUUCCCGUCUCGACCGAGACACCCGGAAAACAGCCUGUAUCUGCAGAAAUGACAAACCACGCCCUCUUUCUACUUCUUCUUCUGUGCUUCUGUGUGAUUCUGCUUUCACAAAGAGGGAGAGGCGCUGGACAACACGAGACCUUAAAGAGACAGGAUGAGAAGAGGAUGGUUGUAGAGAGAGAUGCGGUAAAGGAGGACUGAGAGAAACG
Messenger RNA from Nematolebias whitei (Rio pearlfish), 1241 nucleotides. RefSeq names its product endophilin-A1. The record is from RefSeq and is a predicted model, not a curated record. Gene Ontology annotation, biological process: synaptic vesicle uncoating. Gene Ontology annotation, cellular component: presynapse; glutamatergic synapse; cytoplasm. NCBI's taxonomy places the organism in Eukaryota, Metazoa, Chordata, Actinopteri, Cyprinodontiformes, Rivulidae. Gene Ontology annotation, molecular function: protein binding.